AUGUCGACGACACCUCUGUCGCCGCCUGAAUCAUCGUCGUCGACCGCCCGCACUCUCCUGGAGCAGACAGUCUCGCUGUUGAGCAGCGCCGCGGGCUACAUGCGCCUGCCGGCUCUCGUCUCCACUGGGGUUGCUGCGUGUCUGACUGCCCUGCUCUACUUUAAGCAAAAAACCCUCAUCUACCCCUCGCAUAUCCCGCCCAACUCGCGCACCGAUGUGCCUCGCCCCAGCCAAUACAACUUCAAAGACUACGAGGAGCUCAUCAUCCCGACGCACGAUGGCGAGAAGCUGUCCGCCUUCUACAUCCGCGGGCCGCGCGGCGGCCCCCACUCCAAGGUGACGGUACUCAUGUUCCACGGCAACGCCGGCAACAUCGGCCACCGCUUGCCCAUCGCCCGCAUGCUGAUUGCGGCAGCCGGCUGCAACGUCUUCAUGCUGGAGUACCGGGGGUACGGCAUCUCGACCGGUUCCCCGGACGAGACGGGCUUGAACAUCGACGCCCAGACCGCGCUGGAUUAUUUGCGCAAUCGCGCCGAGACGAGGGAUCACAAGAUCAUUGUGUAUGGACAGAGCUUGGGAGGGGCCGUGGGAAUCAGGCUGGUUGCGAAGAACCAGGCCCGGGGCGAUAUUGCGGGCCUGAUUUUGGAGAACACGUUCCUCAGCAUUCGCAAACUGAUUCCCAGUAUCAUGCCCCCCGCCAAAUGGCUGUCGUAUCUGUGCCAUCAGGUCUGGCCCAGUGAUACGCUGAUUCCGAGCAUCAAGGUGCCGACGCUGUUUUUAAGUGGGUUACAGGACGAGAUUGUCCCGCCCAUCCAUAUGAAAAAGCUUCAUGAUCUGUCCCGUGCUCCCGUCAAAGUCUGGAAGCCGCUGCCCGGCGGCGACCAUAACUCAAGCGUUAUCGAGGAGGGUUACUUUGAGACCAUAGCCGAAUUCAUCACCAAGAUCGUCUCCGGGGAGUACAGGGCUGAGGAUAUCCCAGAAAAACUGUAA
Thermochaetoides thermophila DSM 1495 is the source of this 990-nucleotide messenger RNA. RefSeq lists its product as uncharacterized. Gene Ontology annotation, molecular function: palmitoyl-(protein) hydrolase activity. Bases 1 to 990 code for a protein of 329 amino acids. Gene Ontology annotation, cellular component: membrane. The record is from RefSeq and is a predicted model, not a curated record. Lineage: Eukaryota; Fungi; Ascomycota; Sordariomycetes; Sordariales; Chaetomiaceae. The transcript is spliced from 4 exons.